AGAAAGAAUUCAACAGAUUCGCGCGUCAACAAUGCUUGCAAGAAUCGAUUGGGAACCCCUGUGAAUAUCAUUAGUGUGUGUAUAAUUUGCAAAAAAGUGAUGUGAAGACACAAUUUUCCCACGACAUUCGCCAUUCAUUCAGCACGAGUGAGAAACUGGACGCACUUCUACUGGCCAUUGGCAGAUAGUCAAAGGGUGUUUUUCCAUCUAAUUGCGUGUGAAUUCAACAUAAAAUGAUUUUCACUGCAAUUCCCUACGGAACGGGCAGUCGCUGGGCUCUGGGGGCCAUUAUCCUCGUCCAUCAGAGUGUCUAUAAUGAGAUUGGAGCCACAACAACCCUCUUCGCCAUCCUCCUGGCGGCACUUUCGGCCACAUUUUCAGCUAUUUGCCAAAGUGCCACCAAAAAGACGACAAAUGUCGGAUAUCUGAGGAGCAAUCACAAGUGUGACUUUCUGCUGCUCUUCCUCACCCUCUGGAUGGACAUUCUCGCCCUCCUCGCGUCUUGUGCCGCCCUGGCAAGGACGCUCAGCACUUGUUUGGAUACAAUGACUGGUGGCAUGGCUCGAAUGUGGAUAUUAGGCAGGAAUUCAUCGCCCAACGAGCCGUGGCCAGAUGUCAUCGGGGUCUCUGUGGUGUUCCUCGUGUCCGGGAUGUUUAUGCUUGGCCUGGAGAACACCAAGAUCUUCAGCUGUCUCAUGAUCUCCGGCGUGCUGGGCAUUGUUGGCCAACUGGGCAUCGUCACGUGGCUGCAAGGAGACGAAUCCGAAUGGCACAAGCCCACGUGGUUCUCUCAAGGACUGCCAGGACUCCUCAUCGGAGCAUCUCUGGUCGCUUUCUCCUUUCCCGCCGAAAUGCCGAGUCAAUCCAAGUACAAUCGCUUGACUGGAAUGCUGAUUAUCCUCGUGGUGACCUUCACAAAUGUCCUCACCGCCGCCUGUCUCUCCACUCUGGUGCACUUCAACGCGGAGCGAGACUUCCUGGCCGUUCCAGUCUUCAAAAUACUGUCCUAUGUGGACUUGACUAAAGUCAUUCCGGCCAUGGCGUGCUUGCUGGUUCUCGCCUGUUCAGGAGCACUGAUGGAACUCUUCCCGGAAAUGUAUUCGCUCAUCGUGAAGCUCACGACGACAGAGUGGAAGAUUUUGGCAAAGCAAAUUGGAUACGAAAGUCGCGACAGCGGCAGUCCAGUCCUGGCAAUCUUCACCGGCGGAAGUUUAUGUGCCAUGCUCGCUUUUGCCUGUCCCAUGGAGAAUUUGAUCUACAUCUUGGCCGGAAGUCAUCUCAUGGCAUCGAUAUUCAGAUCCCUUUUCCUCCUCUACACACCCUAUCGUCCGAAGUGUGUGCAGCAUCCGGAAUCAUCGUUGGCCUACACCAGACUCCAAUCAGCCACUCAGCCAACCCCUCAGAGCCUCCCCACGUCGGCGUCCACAUCGAGGCGACUCUGGUGCUUCCGCAGAGCCUCCACAGUCGCCGCCAAUGUCACGAAAUCCCGCUUGCAGAAGAAGCCGCAGGAUGAGGAAUUGGAGAGGGAAUGGUUGCUGCUGGGCGAACCUCCGUCGCCUCGAUGUCUCGAGCAUCCGGAGCGCAAUGAAGACGCCGAAUCGUCAAUUCUGAGUGACGAAGGGGAUCAAGCUCAAGUGUCGGAAGACAGUACAACUGACAUUGAUGCCAUUGUGGAUGAAUACCGGCAGAAAGUGAAGGUUUCCAUGGCUGGACCGAUGGAUAAGAACCAGAAAACCCCAUCCAUCACGUCCUGGAGGGCGUCUCUCAUUGGCAUUCUCUGCAUCCUCUGUGGAACUGCUUCAGUGAUCGUCGGUGUAAUUUAUCAGGAUGUCAUUUUCCUCUCAUCUGGCCUUGCUGGUGGCUUCUUUGCGAAUAUCCUGCUGUUCUGCCUGCCGAGACACAAUCUUCAGCACGGCCAGGUAUCUUCCCUCACAGCCACUCUGUCCCUGAUCCUCAGCUGCGUUCUGCUCACGGCCACACUGGAUCACUCCUGGGCGGCGCUGGUGUUCUGGAUAACGGCCGGCUUCAUCUUCUGCAUCCGCUGCGACACGUGGUGCUGCCUGUGUCUCGAUCGCACCACAAUCUCUGCGCACUCCCACAUCAUUCCCAACGUCUCGGCAAAACUGGACAAUCUGCGGCAGAGGUCAGUGAAUGGAAUCCAUCUGCCGGGUCGCAUUCCGGCGCACAGAUGACACUUGGCCAGCUCGGAGAGUGACAUUCUGGAGGGCGAGGACACCAUGGAGGAGUGGAGUGAUUAAGCUAAAUAAGAGAGUGAUUAACGAGGCCUUUUCCCAACACUUCUUGUCGAGUGUAAUCUCUAAAUAUAAAUCAGUGUCGCUUUCAGAAAUUAUACUAUAUCUUUUUGUCUUUCUUGAAUAAAAAGAU
Messenger RNA from Phlebotomus argentipes, 2385 nucleotides. It is a transcript of the gene tadr, whose product is annotated as probable cationic amino acid transporter. Gene Ontology annotation, molecular function: amino acid transmembrane transporter activity. Bases 234 to 2192 code for a protein of 652 amino acids. NCBI's taxonomy places the organism in Eukaryota, Metazoa, Arthropoda, Insecta, Diptera, Psychodidae. The transcript is spliced from 4 exons. The record is from RefSeq and is a predicted model, not a curated record. Gene Ontology annotation, biological process: amino acid transport. Gene Ontology annotation, cellular component: plasma membrane.